This is a messenger RNA of Cuscuta europaea, 1648 nucleotides long. The record is from the annotation of a GenBank genome assembly. Lineage: Eukaryota; Viridiplantae; Streptophyta; Magnoliopsida; Solanales; Convolvulaceae.
AUUUGCCAACACAAAACUUUAUAACACCUCUUUCCAUCCUUAAUGCUGGAAUUCAAGACAAAACAGCAGAAACCAUGAAGCCCUCAUUAUGUAGUCUUUCAUUCUUCUGCCUUGCUUUCUUUCUUUUCCCGGUAUUGUCUUCUUCAACAGUGCUGUUCCAGGGAUUUACUUGGACUUCCAUAAAUCAGCAAGGAGGAUGGUGGAACUGGCUCUUAACCAAAGUCCCUGACUUGGCUAAUGCCGGAGUCACUCAUGUUUGGCUCCCACCAGCAUCCAAUGCCCGUGAUGGGGAUCCUCAAGGGUAUAUGCCAAAAAGGAUGUAUGAUUUGGAUACAUCAAAGUAUGGGAACAAGCAGGAACUGAAGAAGCUCAUUGACGCCUUUCAUGCCAGAGGCAUCAAAUGUGUUGCAGAUAUAGUCUUGAAUCACAGAGCUGGUGAGAGAGCCAACACUGAUGGCAAAAUAAACCUCUUUGAAGGUGGAACCCCUGAUACUAAGCUUGACUGGGGGCCAUCCGAAAUCUGCGGUGAUGAUACUGUGUUCGGUGGCACAGGGAAUCCCGAUACUGGGGAUCCCUGGGGGGAUGCGCCCGACAUUGAUCACCGCAGUCUAAAGGUUCAAACGGAGAUAUCGGAUUGGAUGAAUUGGUUGAAAUCUGAGGUCGGGUUCGAUGGUUGGAGAUUUGAUUUCGUCAAAGGUUAUGAUUUCGUAAAGGGCUUUGCUGCAGUUAAAAUUUAUAUGGACAACACGAAGCCGAACUUUGCGGUCGGAGAGUUAUGGAAUUCCCUCUCUCCCGGGAAAGUUCCGAAACCAGACUACAAUCAGGACGCUCAUCGCAACGAACUGGUGCAAUGGGUAAAGAACGCGGGAGGUGCGGCAACCGCGUUCGAUUUCACGACGAAAGGAAUCCUUCAAGCCGCUUUGAACUCAACCGAGCUCUGGAGAUUGAAAGAUUCAAACGGAAAGCCUUCCGGGAUGAUAGGAGUUCUGCCUCAGAAUGCGGUGACUUUCAUUGACAACCAUGACACUUGGUCACAGAAUCUAUGGCCUUUUACUACUGCCAACACAGAUGAGGAAAAUCACGCCAGAGUUGUUCAGGGAUAUGCUUAUAUCCUCACUCACCCCGGAAUUCCAUCAGUGUUUUACGACCAUUUCUUUGAUUGGGGGUUGAAGGAUCCCAUUUCCACACUGAUUUCAAUCAGGAAGAGGAAUGGUAUUACUGAAACAAGUGGGGUGGAGAUCUUGGCUGCCGAUGCUGAUCUUUACAUUGCAAAGAUCAAUGGGAAUGUAAUUGUCAAGAUUGGGCCAAAUGGUGAUCUUAAGAACCUUGUCCCGUCUAAUUAUGUGCUGGCUACGAGUGGAAAAGACUUUGCUGUUUGGGAGAAACCAACAUCAAGAAAUUAACCACCGUAUAGAAGAAGUAUAGCGUUCAAUCUACUUGAGAAUACUCACUCAUAUUUGCAAUCUUGUUUUGUAUGGAGUAUUUGAUAUCUCAACUGACAAAGAGUAAUGCAUUUAUCUACAAUCCCAUUAAUCAAUAAUGAUGCUUCUUUAUUAGCAUCUUAAAAUGACUGAUAUUUGUUCUGAUAUUUAAAAUUCUAUAAUAAUUAUUCAAGAAAUUAAACCCUUGGAGCCGAUGACAAUCAAGG